Molecule: messenger RNA, 7251 nt
Organism: Recurvomyces mirabilis
Lineage: Eukaryota; Fungi; Ascomycota; Dothideomycetes; Mycosphaerellales; Teratosphaeriaceae
Gene: TOR1
Product: phosphatidylinositol kinase- protein kinase tor1
Exons: 2
Coding region: 1-7251 (2416 amino acids)
Biological process (GO): protein phosphorylation; negative regulation of macroautophagy; TOR signaling
Cellular component (GO): TORC2 complex; TORC1 complex; nucleus
Molecular function (GO): protein-containing complex binding; protein binding; protein serine/threonine kinase activity
Source: RefSeq, a predicted model, not a curated record
AUGGCGCAAGCCUACAAGGACAACCUCGACGGCAUCUUCAACGACCUCAAAUCACGCCACGAUGGCACACGACAAAGCGCCGCUGCGAAGCUCGGCGAGCAGGUCAAUUCCGCCUUCCGUGAGUUGUUGCCUGCCGAGUUCACCCGCUACUACGACGAUAUAAAUCGACGCAUGCACCUGCUCAUCACCAAUGGCGUCGACACACAUGAGCGGACUGGUGGAUUAUAUGCGCUUAACGCUUUGAUCGACUUCAAGGGCGACGACGCUGCUUUGAAAGUGACCAAGUUCAACACGUAUCUACGGAGGACUCUGGAAGGCAAUGAUACUAGUGCUAUGGUUGUCGCUGCGAAGUGCCUGGGCAGGUUGGCGGCACCUGGCGGAGCUUUGACGGCAGAGCUGGUCGAGGCUGAGGUGAAGCAUGCUUUGGAGUGGCUCACCUCGGAGCGGCACGAGAACAGGAGGUUUGCGGCGGUCCUAAUAUUGCGGGAGCUGGCCAGGCACAAUGGAACCUUGCUGUACAAUGCGAUACCACAAAUCCUUCUCAACCUAUGGGAGGGCCUCCGAGACCAGAAGGUGGUGAUCCGAGAGACGUCAGCGGAGACCAUGCGGGAGAUGUUCAAGGUGCUAGCUGCACGAGAUCAGCAGAUCAGGCAAAGCUGCCUAGCUCGGACACUGGAGAAUGCCCAGGACGGCUUCAGGAGGAAUACGGUCGAGACUGUACAUGGAUCACUGCUGGCAUACAAGGAGCUGUUGGUGCAAGGCGGCAUGUUCAUGCACGGUCAAAAGUUUAAGGAGGUCUGUGAACGUGUACUCAUGCAGCAGUACCGCGAGCAUCGUGACGCAACCGUACGGCGGACCGUAGUCGAGAUCAUCCCGAUACUGGCUGCCUACGCUCCUCAACAAUUCUGCCGAGACUACCUAGCUCGCUCUAUGCAGCACUUACAGCUCAUGCUCAAGGAUGUGAGACAGCGAAACAUGGCGUUCGUGGCUAUAGGAAAGAUCGCGCAUGCUGUGGGUUCGCAGAUUGCACCCUACCUGGACACUAUUUUACUGCACAUACGAGAGGCUCUGUCUAUCAAGAAUCGUGGCAAGAAUACAGACGAGGCACCAAUCUUCGAGUGCAUUAGCAUGAUCUCGAUUGCUGUCGGCCAGACACUCAGCAAGUAUAUGGAGGCUCUACUUGAUCCGAUCUUCGCCUGUGGCUUGUCCGACGCUCUGACACAAGCACUCGUUGACAUGGCUCACUAUAUUCCUCCUGUCAAGAGCACAAUACAGGAGAAGCUUCUAGAUCUGCUCAGCCGCACUCUUUGUGGCAGACCUUUCCAGACGCUGGGUCAUCCUACACAGGGCCAGGGUUUGCCACCAAUCUACACCAAGGAUGUUCGAGACCAGCGUGACCCACAGCACCAAGAUCAUAAGGAGCAGGAGAUCGCUCUGGCACUCCACACUCUGGGCUCAUUCGACUUCAGCGGUCACGUUCUCAACGAAUUCGUCCGCGAUGUUGCUAUCCGAUAUGUGGAAGACGACGAUCCGGUCAUUCGUAAAGCUGCGGCAUUGACAUGCUGUCAACUCUUCGUGCGCGAUCCAAUCGUCCAUCAAACUAGUCACCACGCCAUUCAAGUCGUCUCCGAUGUCAUCGAGAAGCUGCUCACAGUCGGCGUGGCCGACCCGCAACCUGACAUCCGCCAGACUGUACUAGUAUCGCUCGAUGCACGAUUUGACAGACAUCUGGCGAAAGCCGAAAACGUUCGAACACUCUUCCUCGCGCUGAACGACGAACGCUUCCCCAUCCGAGAAGCCGCAAUGACAAUCAUAGGACGAUUGACAGCCGUCAACCCUGCCUACGUUUUCCCAUCCUUGCGAAAAGUGCUCAUCCAGUUGCUCACCGAGAUCGAGUACAGCAAUAAUCCGAACAACAAACGCGAAUCAGCACAGCUGAUCAGUCAUCUCGUCGGCGCCAGCAGUAAGCUGAUCAAGCCGUAUGUCGAUCCGAUGGUCACCGUCCUUCUCCCAAAAGCAGAAGAUGGAAAUGCGGAUGUCGCGGCCACCACACUUCGAGCACUCGGUGAUCUCGCAACUGUUGGUGGUGACGAGAUGAUGAAGUACAUUCCGGAGCUUAUGGAUAUUAUCAUUCGCAGCUUACAGGAUCUGACUUCGGACAAGAAGCGUGAAGCAGCACUCUGCACACUCGGACAGCUGGCUAGCAACAGCGGAUAUGUCAUCGACCCAUACAUUGACCACCCGCAGUUGCUCAACAUUCUUGUCGGCAUCGUUAGGAACGAGCCACCUGGAGAGUUGAGGCGCGAGACUAUUCGUCUCAUGGGUAUCCUGGGUGCGCUAGACCCGUACAAGCAUCAGCAGGUCAUCGAAGAAUCACCUGAGUCGAAUCUACGAGCAGAAGCUGAAGCCGAGUCGGAUGUGACGCUCAUCAUGAAGGGCGUCACACCAAGCAACGAAGAGUACUAUCCAACCGUGGUUAUCAACACGCUCAUGAGUAUGCUUAAGGAGGAUACACUGAAGCAAUACCAUUCCGCGGUCGUGGAAGCCGUCAUGAACAUCUACGCAACCAUGGGCAUGAAAUGCGUGCCUUUCCUCAAUACUGUCGUCCCAGGCAUUGUAAGUGUACUGGGUGAAGCACAAUCCGAAGAUAGACUUGAGGGCUACUUCAAUCAGCUUAGUCUCCUGGUCAAGAUUGUCCGACAGCAUAUUCGACCACAUCUGCACGUUAUCAUCCAGGCAAUUUCCGACUUCUGGAGCAAAAGUGUCAGAUUACAAGCCACCAUGCUCGGACUCAUCGAGAGUGUAGCAAGGAGCUUGGAAGGCGAAUUCAAGGUCUACUUGGCUGGUGUCCUUCCUCUCAUGCUCGGCGUGCUUGACGCGGAUCCUAAGAGUGAUGCGAGUAAAGCCGCCUGUCAGCGAGUCCUGCAUGCUUUCCUUGUGUUUGGAAGCAGUGCUGAAGAAUACAUGCAUUUGAUCAUACCGGUCAUCGUGCGCAUGUUCGAUACGGAUCGCAUGCGGCCACGAGAGGUUCGCAAAGCCGCUAUCGAGACGAUCGGGAGGAUGAGCAAGCAAGUCAAUAUCUCUGAAUUUGCGGCCAAGAUUAUACAUCCGCUGUCGAGAGUCCUCAUGUCGAGCGAGACUGGGCUGAAGCAGACGGCUAUGGAGACGCUAUGUGCGUUGGUGUUCCAGCUUGGUCCGGAUUAUUUGCACUUUGUACCGACUAUUGACAAGAUCUUGGUUCAGCAUAAGAUUCAGUACGCUGCUUACACACUCAUCGUCAAUAAGCUUAAGAAGAACGAGCCGCUGCCGCAGGACUUGAGUCCGGAGCAGCAUUAUGGCGACGACGAUGACGACGGCUUCACGGCUGACAUUGCAACGAAGAAGCUCGCUGUCAAUCAGCAACAUCUCAAGAAUGCUUGGGAGGCGAGUCAGAAGUCGACGAAGGAGGAUUGGCAAGAGUGGAUGCGAAGGUUUUCCGUCGAGCUGCUCAAGGAGUCCCCUCAGCAAGCGCUCAGGGCUUGCACGCCGCUUGCUAGUAUAUACCCCCCUCUGGCACGAGCACUCUUCAAUAGUGCUUUCGUCAGCUGCUGGACCGAGCUCUACGACCAAUAUCAGGAGGAGCUUGUGCGAUCGCUCGAAGUUGCUCUGACCUCGCCACAGAUCCCGCCUGAGAUUCUGCAGAUCUUGCUCAAUCUCGCCGAAUUCAUGGAGCAUGAUGACAAGGCGCUGCCGAUAGAUGUGCGGACCUUGGGCAUGUAUGCAGCGAAAUGCCAUGCUUUUGCCAAGGCUCUCCAUUACAAGGAGCUGGAAUUCAACGCGGAGCAGAAUGCCAGUGCGGUGGAGGCACUCAUCAGUAUCAAUAAUCAGCUUCAGCAGACUGAUGCUGCUUUUGGUAUUCUCCGGAAAGCGCAAGGCUUCAAUGAGGUCGAUCUCAAGGAGACCUGGUUCGAGAAACUACAGAGGUGGGAGGAAGCGCUUCUUGCUUAUCAAAAGCGAGAAGCUCUUGAGGCGCCGAAUCCGGGCUUUGAGGUGAUUAUGGGUAAGAUGAGGUGUUUGCAUGCUCUUGGCGAGUGGGACACCUUGUCUUCGAUCGCGCAGGACAGGUGGCUCAAUGCUUCCGCCGACCACCGCAAAGCUAUUGCUCCCUUGGCUGCGGCUGCUGCGUGGGGGAUGGGACAGUGGGAGGUUAUGGAUACGUACUUGAAUGUUAUGAAGCCUGCUUCGCCGGAUCGGUCGUUUUUUGGAGCUAUAUUGUCGAUUCAUCGGAAUCAGUUCGACGAGGCUCACAGCCAUAUCACCAAGGCUCGGGAAGGUCUGGACACGGAGCUCAGUGCACUUCUCGGCGAGUCGUACACACGAGCUUAUGGUGUCAUUGUUCGCGUACAGAUGUUGGCGGAGCUCGAGGAGAUCAUCACGUAUAAGCAGCACUCCAACGAUCCUGACAAGCAGGAGCGGAUGCGCGAGACCUGGACCAAACGAUUGAAGGGAUGCCAACGCAAUGUCGAAGUCUGGCAGCGCAUGAUGAAAGUCCGUGCUCUGGUCAUCACGCCUCAAGAGAACACGGAGAUGUAUAUCAAGUUCGCAUCCAUCUGCCGCAAAGCACAGCGCAAUGGGCUAGCGGAGAAGAGUCUGAACUCUCUGCUUGGUGGACAGGGUAGUAUCAUGUCUGCGCAAAGCAUUGGCAAAAUUCACUCGGCCCCUUACCCGGUGCAAUAUGCUAUCUACAAAUUCUUGUGGAGCAACGGGCAUCAUAACGCUGCUUUGAGCUCGUUGAAGGACUUUACCGUUAGGUUGAGGAGCGACUACGAAAACAGGAGUUCGGCGCUGUCUGCAGGCACGACUAAUGGCAACCAUGCCAUGCUGAAUGGUGUCAACGGAAUGAACGGUGUGCAUAGCGCGCAGGCACCUUUUGGACCGGCACAUCCCCCUGUCUCUGCAAAAGAGAAGGCGGAGCUGGAUGAGUGGAAGAUGCUGCUUGCUCGAUGCUAUCUCAAGCAAGGUGAUUGGCAGAUCAAGCAACAUGACGGCGAUUGGGAGUCGGAUCACGUCCAAGAUGUGCUGCAGUCGUACAACAUGGCUACUCGGUAUAACGAGAACUGGUACAAAGCCUGGCAUGCAUGGGCCCUCGCCAAUUUCGAAGUCGUCACUUCGAUGGCAUCGAGCGCAGAUCGGGAGUCAGCUGAUGUGCCACGGGAGAUUGUGAACGACCAUGUCGUACCUGCUAUCAAAGGCUUCGUCAAGUCAAUAGCAUUGUCUUCGUCGAGCUCAUUACAGGAUACACUACGACUACUUACACUAUGGUUUGCUCACGGCAAGCACCAAGAAGUCACACACAGUGUCACGCAAGGCAUCACGAGCGUGAGCAUCGACACAUGGCUGGAAGUCAUCCCACAACUCAUCGCCCGUAUCAACCAGCCCAACAAGAUCGUCCGAGACGCCAUCCACAAUCUGCUCAUCGAUGUAGCACGCGCACAUCCACAGGCCCUGGUCUACCCACUCACCGUCUCCAUGAAAUCAGACGGCGGGAACCGUUCCCGCUUCGCCACCCGCAUCAUGGACAAUAUCCGCCAACAUAGCCCUAAGCUCGUCGAACAAGCCGGCCUCGUAAGCCACGAACUUAUCCGCAUCGCUGUCCUCUGGCACGAACAAUGGCAUGAAGGUCUCGAAGAAGCCUCACGUCUUUACUUCGGCGACCACAACAUCCAAGGUAUGCUUGCCACGCUCGAGCCACUGCAUGAGAUGCUGCGCAAAGGACCCGAGACUCUGCGCGAGAUAUCAUUCAUUCAGAGUUUCGGCCGUGACCUUUCCGAGGCCAGGGAUUGGUGCGAGGCGUAUAAGACUACGCAGGAGAUUGGGGAUCUGAAUCAAGCGUGGGAUCUGUACUAUGGUGUUUUCAAGCGCAUUGCAAGACAGUUGCCACAACUGAUGACUCUGGAGCUGCAAUAUGUCUCGCCUGAGCUGAAGAACGCCCAUGAUUUGGAUCUGGCUGUGCCCGGGACCUAUGUCAGUGGGAAGCCGGUCAUUUGUAUCCAGGCGUUUGACCCUGUGGCGACCGUCAUCUCGUCGAAGCAAAGGCCGAGAAAGCUGUCGCUGCGGGGUAGUGAUGGGCUACGGUGGGUGUACAUUGUCAAGGGUCAUGAGGAUAUCAGGCAGGACGAGAGGGUGAUGCAGUUCUUCGGCUUGGUCAACACACUCCUGGCGACCGAUCCUGAGUGUCUGAAGAGGCACUUGAAUAUUCAGCGCUACGCUGCCAUUCCUCUCUCGACACAGUCUGGUCUACUGGGCUUCGUGCCAAACAGCGACACUCUGCACGUGCUGAUACGCGAGUACCGAGAAAGUCGCAAGAUCCUACUUAACAUCGAGCACCGCAUCAUGCUGCAAAUGGCACCAGAUUACGACAAUCUCACCCUGAUGCAGAAGGUCGAAGUGUUCGGCUAUGCGCUGGACAACACGACUGGUCAGGACCUGUACCGUGUGCUAUGGCUAAAGAGCAAGAGCUCGGAAGCUUGGCUUGAUCGCCGUACGAACUACACUCGCUCCUUGGCCGUCAUGUCUAUGGUCGGGUAUAUUCUGGGACUAGGAGAUCGACAUCCGUCGAAUUUGAUGCUGGAUCGUGUGACUGGCAAGAUCGUUCACAUCGAUUUUGGCGACUGUUUCGAGGUGGCUAUGCAUCGCGAGAAAUACCCUGAACGAGUGCCGUUCCGCCUAACAAGGAUGUUGACCUUUGCUAUGGAAGUCAGCAACAUCGAGGGGAGCUUCCGCACGACUUCGGAGCAUGUCAUGAGAUUGCUACGAGCCAACAAGGAGUCCUUGAUGGCUGUUCUCGAAGCUUUUGUUCACGACCCGCUGCUGACGUGGCGACUUGGUACUCGCGAAUCGCCACCAGAACCGUCUUUCCCAUCGGAACGCCGCAGCUCUAUCAUGGUCGCGAACGGUCCGACAGAAGGUCGUCGAGCAAGCGUUAUGGGUGGCGAUCCCAACGCACCGUCAGAACGCCCAGGCAGCUCCUACCGUCCUCGCAACAGGACGAGCGUGGCAGCCAUGAACGGCAACAUUGACCCUGUCGAGAAAGAGGUGCAGAAUGCAAGGGCUCUGCAGGUUCUCAGUCGUGUGAAGGAGAAACUGACAGGCCGUGAUUUCAAGAAGACGGUGGAGUUGCAGGUGGAAGAGCAAGUGGAGAAAUUGCUCAGCGAGGCCACCAAUCUGGAAAAUUUGUGCCAACAUUAUAUCGGGUGGUGUUCUUUCUGGUGA